AGAGGGGGGGCGGGGGGCCGACAGACAGCCGACCGUGAACACUGCAGUACAUGCGACUGUACAACCGCUCCGAGCCUGUGUUCAUUUUUUGUGUCCGACAGCGGCGACGACGCGGAGGAAAACAGACGUGUGUGUUUUGAAGUGAAGUGGCGGAGACGAUUCCAACGUAUCCGGAAAUCCUAACUUUCCUCCGCCGCACGGACGGAGCUGUGUGUGGCAUCUGUGGACCGCAGACGAUUGGCACAAGCAAGUUUUCCCUUUGACUCCUCGGUGGAACGGUUUUUACGAUCACAGGCAUCAGACCAGAGCCAAAGGUGCAGCGGGGGCAAGGCUGCUCUCCGGUCAGAACAAACCCGUCACCAUGGAUGUGGAUGAGGAGGAGAAUAUGAGUUCGAGCAGCACCGACGUUAAGGAAAACCGAAACCUGGACAACGUGUCCUGCAAAGACGGGCUGGGAGUGGCUGAACAGCUCCCCAAUGGAAGCGGCCUGGGCAGUCGAAAGCGCCCCCUAGAGGAGGGAAACAAUGGUCACACACACUCCAAGUUUCGGGCCAAGAAGCGCAAGAAAACGCCGGGGCCGGUCCUGCCCAAGAACGCUCUGAUGCAGCUGAACGAAAUCAAACCGGGUCUACAGUACAAACUGCUGUCUCAGACAGGACCGGUCCACGCACCAGUGUUUGUCAUGACCGUGGAGGUCAAUGGACAGAUGUUUGAGGGCAUGGGCCCAACGAAGAAGAAGGCUAAGCUGAACGCAGCCGAGAAAGCGCUGCGUUCCUUCGUCCAGUUCCCCAAUGCCUCUGAGGCACACCUGGCCAUGGGUCGAACACUGACAGUGAACACAGACUUUACAUCUGACCAAGCUGACUUCCCUGACAUGCUCUUCAACGGCUUUGAGACGCCAGCCGCACCUGAAGAGUCCUUCUAUUUAGGCUCCAAUGGUAGCAGCUCCUUAAACUCUCUAGGGGAGUACCCACUGCCCACACCACCUGGCAGCAACCUUGUCCAGGCCCCAUUGCCCCCUCCAUCGGCGUUCAGCUCGCCCUCCAGUGGCAAAAACCCAGUCAUGAUCCUCAAUGAGCUCAGGCCAGGUCUCAAAUAUGACUUUGUCUCAGAGAGCGGGGAGAGUCACGCCAAGAAUUUUGUGAUGUCAGUAACAGUGGAUGCACAGACGUUUGAAGGCUCAGGGCGCAACAAGAAACUGGCUAAAGCCCGGGCAGCGCAAGCCGCCCUCUCAGCUCUCUUCAACAUGCAGCUAGACCAGACACCAUCCCGGCAACCCAUACCAAGAGAGGGAUUACAGCUCCAUCUACCCCAGGUUCUGGCUGAUGCCGUCUCUCGCCUGGUGGUGGAUAAGUUCAGUGAGCUGACAGACAACUUCACCUCCCCCCAUGCACGACGGAAAGUCCUAGCAGGAGUCGUCAUGACAACAGGGACAGACGUGAAGGAAGCACAGGUCAUUUGUGUCUCCACAGGAACCAAAUGCAUCAACGGUGAGUACAUGAGUGACCGCGGCCUGGCACUCAAUGACUGCCACGCUGAGAUAAUCGCCCGACGCUCGCUCAUCAGGUACCUCUACACUCAGCUGGAGUUCUUCCUCAGCAACAGCAAGGAGGACCACCAGAAGUCGAUAUUCGUGCACUGUGACAAGGGAGGCUACAGGUUAAAGGACAACGUCCAGUUCCACCUCUACAUCAGCACCUCGCCCUGCGGAGACGCCCGGAUCUUCUCCCCGCACGAGGCCGGAGUGGAAGACCAAGGAGACCGGCAUCCUAACCGGAAAGCACGGGGCCAGCUAAGGACCAAAAUUGAGUCUGGGGAAGGCACCAUCCCUGUGAGGUCCAGCAACACCAUCCAGACCUGGGACGGGGUGCUGCAAGGAGAGAGGCUACUCACAAUGUCAUGCAGUGACAAGAUCGCAAGGUGGAAUGUGGUGGGCAUCCAGGGCUCUUUGAUGAGCUACUUCACAGAGCCAAUCUACUUCUCCAGCAUCAUCCUCGGCAGCCUUUACCACGCCGACCACCUCUCCCGGGCCAUGUACCAGCGCAUCGCAGAUAUCGAGGACCUGCCCCAGCAGUUCACUCUCAACAGGCCUUUACUCAGUGGUAUAAGUAAUGCAGAGGCCAGGCAACCAGGCAAGGCACCAAACUUCAGUGUGAACUGGACAGUGGGCGACCAGGCCCUAGAGGUGAUCAACGCAACCACGGGCAAGGACGACAUGGGUCGCGCUUCACGUCUUUGCAAGCACGCCCUCUACAGCCGCUGGGUGCGCCUACACUCCAAGCUGUCAUCCAUCUUGCGGAUCAAGGUGCUCAAGCCCAGCUCCUACCAUGAAGCCAAGCAGGCAGCCACAGAGUACCACUCUGCUAAGCAGGCGCUCAUCAAGGCCUUCCACAAGGCCGGCCUGGGGGCCUGGGUCAAAAAGCCCAUUGAGCAAGACCAGUUCACCCUCAGCUCCUGAGGGAGUCAAGGGACCAAGGGAUUCCUAAAAAAACCCCCACUCCUUCCCCCCUGACCCAGGCCUGAAGGCAAGAGACGCCCUCAUUAACAGCCAGCCCACACAAGACACUUACCUCCGUCCCAUGUGUCGGCGCGCACGUGCACUUUGUACUUGUGGAAAUAAACGUGCGUAGUUUCACAAACCAUCCUUAGCUCAUCAUUCUCAUUCCUCAGAGGACCUCAGCCUCACCAUGUCUUCUCCUUUUAUUCUGAUUUCUGACGGAUGGUUGUUUUUUUCAUCGACUUGUUUUCUGUUUUAAAACUGGAAUCCAUUGGUUUUCGUUUAUGUUUCCCAGAGAAAUCAUGUUUUACAUGUGGAAGUUGAAAUGAUACAGUUUUGUCUAUUUUCUUGAUCAGUGAUUGUAGCCAGUUUAGGGUGAAAUGUAGCCUAGAAACACAGGAUCAUUGUUAAGUGAAACAGAUGUGUAUGGACCUAAAAAAUAUAUAUAUACUUGCUAAAAUUAACGAGUAUGACAAACUUUAAUUUAAAGAUGCAUAAAUCUUCAGGAUGUAAAUCUAUUACUGAAAAGAAAGAGAAGAUAAAAUAGUUCUAACAUUAAUGUGUGUUACUUGGUCCGUUGCUUAGAUGAGACUACAUGUUGUCAGCCCCUGUAUUAAAAAUGUUACAAAGUAUUGUGGCCCUGUUUGAUUCACUGACUGGAAAGAAUAUACAGUGGAGGCCAGGCGACGCAGCAGAUUAGUAAACCUUUGAUUUUUUUGUGUGUGUGUUUUAUUCAUUCAUUCAUGCAUAUGCUCUGUAAGUUAUUUUAUGUCACUCUCAUUUCAUACUUGAACACUGGGGGGUCGUGUUGACUCCUUCCCUCGCCUGGGUCUUGGGACAAGCUUUGGGAGGUGCUGCACGUUGUAUUUUUAUUUUUUUUUCUUGAUCUAAGCCAUGGCUUUGCAUGGGAACUGAACUGGGAGGCCUGCAGAGCAGAAAACAUGCGGUGGAGAGCCCCGUGCAUCCAUCAGUGAAUGAUUUUGAAUGAAUGCCAGCAUCUUCCUCCACAGGCAGCUUUGAAUCUUUGUCUCUGUUUUCUAGAUUUCUUGUGACUUCUUGUUUGUUUUGCGGGGAGGGACAGGGACCGUUUAGUUUGGUUUGUUUUUUUCCUAAUAUUGGGCAUUUAAGGAUAGGGGAUCAUACAGCAGUGAAAAUAGUGAUAGUGUAAACAAACCUCUCAGAUCUUGUAACUAUGUCACCUUGUGGAAGGGAGCCGUCAGUUGUUAAUAGCAGGCAUGGUCUGUGUACUGCAGUGCCACUUACAGUGCUGUACAUGAAGUUACAUUCACUAGAUUCCACAUGCUGCCAGUCUGUAGUGAGUGUUUGAGAUGCAAACAUGUUGUACUCCCUCCACAUACUUUAACUGUCUUUGGAAACUCGUAGAGGAGCAGUGCAGUACCAUGCAGUUCCUGUAUGAUCAGACGAAAAAGUCCUGUAGGUUACAACCAAAUGUAUCACAACGUGAUGUCAUUCUUGUCCUCUCUUCUACUUCAGAAACACAUUAGCGGCGUAGUUCAAGUAAACCUCUGUGAUUUGGUUUGACACCUGUACACCCUGACUGCAUAAAUGUCCUCGUGUUUUAAACGUGUGAAUGAGGACAAAUUCACAAGUAACUGCAGUGGAUUCCUUUUCCGAGCUGUAGGAAAUGUGUGUGUGUGUGUGUGUGUGUGUGUGUGUGUGUGUGUGUGUGUGUGCAAUCUAUGUGUGUGCUCAGGCAUCUUUAAGCAUACUCUGUGGAAUCUUCACCAAAGAUGAUGAUGUCCAUGUGUGUUUCUGUCCCACUGUUUUCCUUACAAAGAUUUUACUGUUUUGGUUUUUGUAUAUCCACUGAACAAUGUCCUUUUUGAUUUGUACAAAAACAAUGUAUUCAAUUCAACAUGGGGGAAAUUGAAUUGUCAGGCUUCUUUAGUGCAUCCGUUGCUGUCAGUGGCCACGUGUGUAUUGUGACCUGCGAUCAUUAUUGCUGCAGUAUAGUAGUUUUGUGUAUAUAAGGAACAACAGAAAUGACUAUUCCCAACUGUACAAUCAGCUCACCCCCCCACUCUUAAACUGUUUUAGAUCUUUCCCUGAUGUGGGGAAACUGCAGAUGUUAAUGUUCCUAACUAAGUAUUAGUGGUUCUGUGUGACUCACUGGGCACCAUGAAGCAUGGCACUAAAACUGCCGGGGUUAUUACGGGCUUCAUCCCAAAUGUAGCCACCGUGUUUAGAAAAUAAAAAAAACAAUAUAUGCAUUGUAAGGUGCCUCAGCUAAAAGUGGCAUCCACCAGCUGGCAUGCGUGAUGUCAUAUAUGUACCUUUUUCACUUAUAUUUGGUUGUUUUAUGAGUCAGUGUUAGAGCAGAAGAAAAAGGGAGAAGUUGACUUGAAGGUGAAACCCUUGAGAGCAGUGGGAACCAGCGCCCCCUGACAAAGACCCAGACCAAAGUCACAAGCAAUACUCCUGAUGUCUCCUUUAAUGUCAGCCCAUCACAAACAGGAGUCUGAAUGAAGUUUCCCUCCCCCCCUUUAACUCCUCCUGUCUUUGUUUUAGUUUUUUUUCCUGUUAUCUCUCCACAAAGCUGUCUGAGGUUUUAUAUAAUAUAUAUAUUUCCCCUCCUAAAGACUGCCUGCUUCUAGACUUUUGUUUUUUCUUUUGACUGCACUAAAGAUGUCAACUGAUGAUGUCAUGAUAAAAAACCGUCCCCGUUUAUGGAUCGGAUGGCAACUAUCACAGCAAGAACUGAACUGCUUCUGCUUAACCCUUUGUGAAUCCUCAAUGAUGAUGGUCAGUGCCCCCCCCCCCCCUCCUGAACCCCCCCGCAGCUGUGUCUGUCGUGGGUUUCUGAUUUCUUUGUUAUGUUUGGUUCUGUUCGGUGACUCCGGAGGCGCUCAGCGUUUGUCCACUCUGGGUUUAUCCGAGGCACCGCCUCCCCCUCCUCCCUCCCCCUCUCCCAUUCUCCCCCUCUCCCCAGUCGUCCGAUGUGUGAAAACCUCCACCGACAAAAACCACGACCUUGCAUGUAUUACCAACACUGAAGCUGCACCUAGCAUGAUGACAAACUUUUAAAGGACUCGUGUAGAAAAAAAUAAAAAUAAAACAGCUAAAGAUAGAUAUAUAAGAUGAACAAAAAAGAAUAAAAGAGUUCUUAGUUUA
Messenger RNA from Lates calcarifer (barramundi perch), 5629 nucleotides. RefSeq names its product adenosine deaminase RNA specific B1b (gene adarb1b). Gene Ontology annotation, biological process: adenosine to inosine editing; RNA processing. Gene Ontology annotation, molecular function: tRNA-specific adenosine deaminase activity; double-stranded RNA binding; double-stranded RNA adenosine deaminase activity. Gene Ontology annotation, cellular component: cytoplasm; nucleolus. The record is from RefSeq and is a predicted model, not a curated record. NCBI's taxonomy places the organism in Eukaryota, Metazoa, Chordata, Actinopteri, Centropomidae. The transcript has 12 exons. The coding region runs from base 362 to 2458 and encodes 698 amino acids.